AUAUUUUUGCAGCGGUUUCUACAAAUUUUUUAAAUUAAUUUGUGUAUUUUUGACUUGAUAGAUAGGUAAUGGAGAUUUUAAAGCAAGGCGCAGAAGGUCGUCUUUACCUUGGUGUAUUUAAAGGGGAAAAGUGUUUAGUAAAAGAGCGUUUCAUUAAACAUUAUCGUCAUCCAGAAUUGGAUACACAGAUUACAAGACAACGAAUCAAAGCAGAAACAAAAGCGGCUACUCGAUGUCAAAACGCUGGAAUAUUAGCACCACGUAUUUUGCAUACUGAUCUAAAUGAACGUAAAAUUUAUAUGGAAUAUUUUGGAGAAGCCAUCACAGCCAAAGAAUUAAUUCAACGUGUUGUAGCUGAUCAUUCAGUAGAGACAGCGGAAAAAGUUUUGAAAAAUCUUUGCACACAAGUCGGUACAAUAAUUGGAAAACUUCAUGCAAAUAACAUAAUACAUGGUGACCUUACAACUUCUAACAUACUUAUCAAUCCCAAAAGUGAAAAUAAGGAUUUUAAAGAGUACGACAUUGUUUUUAUUGAUUUUGGAUUAAGUCAUUACAACCAAGGAGCGGAAGACAAAGGUGUCGAUUUAUAUGUAUUGGAAAGAGCGCUUCUCAGCACACACAGUGAGCAACCAUAUCUAUUUGAUUACUUGCUCGAAGCUUACCGCAAAGAAUGUGGCAAGGAUGAAGGAACUAUUGUUGCUAAAUUUGAAGAAGUACGGGCGCGCGGACGGAAACGUACUAUGAUUGGCUAACCAGAUGUGUGAAAAGAUUCAUUUCAUUUUUUUUAUUACGAUAAGCUUAAUUGUGACUAGAUCCUAAUUUACACAACAAAAUACAGAACAUAGUGCAUAUUCGACUAUUCUA
This is a messenger RNA of Bactrocera tryoni, 864 nucleotides long. RefSeq names its product EKC/KEOPS complex subunit TP53RK (gene Prpk). Gene Ontology annotation, biological process: protein phosphorylation. Gene Ontology annotation, molecular function: ATP binding; protein serine/threonine kinase activity. Bases 69 to 752 code for a protein of 227 amino acids. The transcript has a single exon. NCBI's taxonomy places the organism in Eukaryota, Metazoa, Arthropoda, Insecta, Diptera, Tephritidae. Gene Ontology annotation, cellular component: nucleus; cytosol; EKC/KEOPS complex. The record is from RefSeq and is a predicted model, not a curated record.